UUCGAGCCGUGGAACCCGAGCCGUGCAUCACUGCUGCCCAAUAAUGCGCACCAUCAUCGUCCUCUAUUCUGUGUGGUUCAAAAUAUGCCGUUAUCCAACAGCGUAUUUGGCGCCUCUGCUCCGUUGGCAACCCCAUGGUUGGCAAAACCAAAGCUGAGAAAUGAUCGACACCAUCUUCUUCAUACUAAAAGAAUCAUUCCCCAACUUAUAACUUACUCUGUUUCAAGAAAUGGCAGUUCCUCUUCCUCUCUUGAACUCGAUGUGCCAUUUCCCAAUGAUUAUCAGGAGCUUCUUCGACAAUGUUUAUUACCUCUAACAGCCAAAGAAAGCAAAGCAAUUUGGCUAUGUAGACAACAAACAAGAAGAUUGAAUUGCCCAACGCCUGGAAUGAAUGAUCUGUGCCAGUUUUUUCCUGAAGCAAACGAAGUUAAAUUUGCAAGACAAACAGUUUUUGAAGGAUCUUCCCUUAAGCUGGACUAUUUGACAAAACCAUCAUUUUUUGAGGAUUUUGGUUUUGUUGAGAAAGUCAGAAUGAAAGAUCGUGUGAAGCCAGAAGAUGAGUUAUUCCUGGUUGCCUACCCCUAUUUUAAUGUCAAUGAAAUGCUUGUGGUGGAAGAGCUUUACAAAGAAGCUGUUGUGAACACAACACGGAAACUGAUCAUAUUCAAUGGAGAACUUGAUCGUAUAAGAUCUGGCUGUAUCCUUGUAAUGCUAGUUUUUUUAAUCUGCUAGAUUUUAGAUUCUAGUUUAUCUUUUCAAUGCACUUAUAGCCAACCGUUUUGCUCUUUCAUUAAUCUCCAUAAUAGAAAGCCUUGUUUUAAUCACAACUCUAGUCAUAAAUUUUAUUUUACUUCAUUUUAUUUUCUAUAAAAGAGAUUUAUAUUGAGAUGAGUCAUGCGUCUUA
This is a messenger RNA of Jatropha curcas, 904 nucleotides long. NCBI's taxonomy places the organism in Eukaryota, Viridiplantae, Streptophyta, Magnoliopsida, Malpighiales, Euphorbiaceae. The record is from RefSeq and is a predicted model, not a curated record.